Molecule: messenger RNA, 612 nt
Organism: Vombatus ursinus (common wombat)
Lineage: Eukaryota; Metazoa; Chordata; Mammalia; Diprotodontia; Vombatidae
Product: dual specificity protein phosphatase 13-like
Exons: 3
Coding region: 25-612 (195 amino acids)
Biological process (GO): negative regulation of MAPK cascade; protein dephosphorylation
Cellular component (GO): cytoplasm
Molecular function (GO): MAP kinase phosphatase activity; protein tyrosine/serine/threonine phosphatase activity
Source: RefSeq, a predicted model, not a curated record
AUUGGUGGCCAGGCAGGUGGGAAGAUGUUUCACAAGGUCAGAGAUAAGACACCAGAGCUAGAUGACCUGCAGCGAUUGCUCUGGACUCAAACGAGGCCUGGGAACCACAUGGAUCAAGUCUGGCCUAAGAUCUAUGUGGGAGAUUUUGUGGCUGCCAGGAAUAUCAAAAUGCUGCAGAGUCAAGGAAUCACUCAUAUCCUUAAUGCUGCCCAUGUAGGCUUAGAUGUAUCUACAAGACCCACUUAUUAUUAUUGCUUACCUGUGACCUACCAUGGGAUCCAGGCUUUUGAUCACCCUGCCUUCGACCUCAGUGUCUUUUUCCUUGAGGCAGCAAACUUCAUCCAAGGAGCUCUGGAGACCCCAGAAGGGAAGGUGCUUGUCCACUGCGCCAUGGGGCUCAGCCGCUCUGCUACCCUGGUGCUUGCCUUCCUCAUGCUCCGGAAGCAGCUGACCCUGGUGGAAGCCCUGAGGACAGUAAGUGUCCAUCGAAACAUCUGCCCCAAUCGGGGGUUCCUCUCCCAGCUGCGCGACCUGGAUCUCCAACUUAGCCAGGAACGGCAUAAAGGGAACAGGGAGAGGCUGAUGCCGCCCACCACUCUGCACGGAAAAUAA